Molecule: messenger RNA, 2095 nt
Organism: Phragmites australis (common reed)
Lineage: Eukaryota; Viridiplantae; Streptophyta; Magnoliopsida; Poales; Poaceae
Exons: 2
Coding region: 1-1743 (580 amino acids)
Molecular function (GO): protein binding
Source: RefSeq, a predicted model, not a curated record
AUGCUUAAGCUGUGGACGCUGUCCGAUCCGGAUUCCACCCGCACCCGCACCCGCAUAUUAGUGAAAUCAUCGUCCCUGUCGGCCGCACCCGUCUCAUCCAGAUCCAGCACCAGCAGGCAGCCGCCCCGGUUCCGCCGCCGUCGUUACCGCCGGCCUUCGGUCCCCGCCGCCGCAGCCUGGGUCGCCACCGCCCCGUCAACCCCCGACCAGUGCCCGUGCUCGUGGCGGCGUCCCCAACGUUACCGUGUGGACGCUGGAGCACGAGGCGAGAUCUGGGCCGACGAGAGCUACAAGGCGAUCGGGCUGCCGAAGAAGAUCCCCGUGCUCGCGCUCAUCCACCCCAAGAACCCCGACGUGGUCUACUUCUUCCUGGAGAAGCGCCUCUUCGGCGUCAACGUGCGUGCCCGCAAGGUUGUGCAGUGCCAGGUCUACCAGCUGGUUGUGCAGCGAAGCCACUACAUCGCCAACCGCUUCGUCCGAGCUUGGGAGCUGCCGCGUGCGCUCUCCUCAGAUCCAUAUAUGGCUUCCAGCUGGUCGGACCUGCCAAUUGAUCUUCUCCUUGGCAUCCUACAUCACCUUGAGCUCCCGGAAAUCCUUGCAUUCGCAGCAGUCUGCUCGUCGUGGUGUUCUGCUGCCACAGCUGCCAGUGCCCUUCCCUGUCGAGCACCAUGGCUCAUGUCCUGGGAUUUACCUCCUGAGGAAAGGGAACAGCUUCGCAAGCAUGAGAGGCAUUUCCCUGUGAGCAACGUGUUCCACACCCUCCUUAACCCAGAAAAGAAUUACAAAGCCUCUUUCCCAGAGCCUUACCUGUGGAACUGCUGUGGUGCCUCUCACGGUUGGCUGAUUCUGGCAAACAAACUCUCCAACCUUGUCAUGUGCAACCCCUUUACCUUGGCGAAGAUCCCUCUCCCACCAAUCACCGAUUUCACGUGCGUGGCGGCUGUCUAUGGUAGUGAAGGGAAUCUUGUGGGUUAUCGUUAUGGAAGUGAUGGUCGUCUUUGUAAUCUAAAAACUCUGGGCACAUGGUUCUAUCAGAAGGUGGCGUUAUCAUGCACUCCAUCCCUAGGUGGUGUCUACACUGUGAUGAUCAUCCAUCGCGACUGUGAUUGGCUCUCGUUUGCUAGGGCAGGAGAGGACAGCUGGCAUGUGGUUUCAACUUUAGAUAGGAGAGAAGAUAGUUACACAGAUUGUGUCUACCACAAUGGUAAAUUCUACACAGUGACAAUGGAAGGAAUAGUUGAAAUGUGGGAUAUUGAUGGUUCGUAUGAACCAAAAAAGGAAGUGAUCAUUAAUAAGAGGAGAAACAGUAAGGGUCGAAUUAUCAUUACAGACCGGGACAAACUCUUUACCAGGUACCUAGUAUCAACACCUUGGGGUGACCUUUUGCAAGUUCGUCCAAUUCUUGCACGUGGAGAAAAAUGUCCCAAAAAUGUCAUGGUAAAAAUAGACAAGGUUGAUGUUGAGGGGCGUCAGAUAAUAGCAUUGAGACCGGAGACGGCCCUACAGGAGCAUGCGGUGUUUCUUGGCCUAAAUCACUCUUCUUGUUUACCCACAAACAAAUUCCAUGAGCUAAGGCCAAAUUGUAUUUACUUCACUACCCCCCAGUUGAGGAAAGAAAAAUACUUUGAUCUUGUGAAGCAUGGUUGGAGAGGUGUAAGGAUUUAUGACUUGGAGAAUAGCACACUUGAGGAUACUUUUCCCUACAACGGGAGUUGGGAAGUAUGGAUCACCCCGAAUAGUUGAUGGUUGAGGAAUCUUAUCAGCAACUGUUUCAGAAAUUCCUUACUAAUGUUUAUUUUUACUGAUAGUAGUAGAUGAUCCACAUUAUUAUGCAGGUUUUUUCUCUGAUGUGAAUUUUAGGAAUAAUACAUGACUCAUGAAUUUACGUUUCUCCCCGUUCAAUGCUUAUGUAUAAGAUUUAUGUUAAUAUUGCCCGUGUUGUUGGAAGAAUUUUUUUUAUUGUGCUGCCCCUUCACAAUUGUGAACAGGAACAUAAUAGUCAGCACUGGAACAUAACAACCCUUGUUUUGAUAGAGGAAUUGUAUAUAGGAUGCAAACGUGAUACACAUAUUAUAUACUCUGCGUUUACAUCUUU